UAGGACGUCGGUGUUGAACGCAGCAGCAGCGAGAGCGCUUGAAGCAGCAAGAAAAUGGGAAAAAUCUACCAGGUCAUGGUUCAUGGUGUGAGAGGGGAGAAGAUGUUCAUCGACCUCUGCAACACCGAGGAGCAGAUGCAGAAAAUGACCGUACAGCAGCUGAGGCAGAAAAUAGCUGAGAAACUCCCGGACACAGCAGGACAGGAGAACCUGCGUCUGAUCUUUACAGACAAGAUGCUGGAAGGAGACGAGACGCUGCUGUCUGAAUAUGGGAUCCAAAACAAGUCUGUCAUCCAGGUCUUGAUCAGGGUCCCUGGAGGACUGACAGCUUGAUCCAGACCCUCUGCACCUACUGCACCUCCUCCUCAUGCUGCUGCCUCUUAAUGAG
Molecule: messenger RNA, 388 nt
Organism: Nematolebias whitei (Rio pearlfish)
Lineage: Eukaryota; Metazoa; Chordata; Actinopteri; Cyprinodontiformes; Rivulidae
Exons: 2
Coding region: 55-333 (92 amino acids)
Molecular function (GO): protein binding
Source: RefSeq, a predicted model, not a curated record